Molecule: messenger RNA, 3423 nt
Organism: Ziziphus jujuba (common jujube)
Lineage: Eukaryota; Viridiplantae; Streptophyta; Magnoliopsida; Rosales; Rhamnaceae
Product: MDIS1-interacting receptor like kinase 2-like
Exons: 2
Coding region: 99-3206 (1035 amino acids)
Biological process (GO): hormone-mediated signaling pathway; protein phosphorylation
Cellular component (GO): plasma membrane
Molecular function (GO): ATP binding; protein kinase activity; protein binding
Source: RefSeq, a predicted model, not a curated record
CUCUCUCUCUCUCUAUAUAUAUAUAUAUAUUCGAAAGGAAGCCAAGGCAUUUAAGCCUUGCUUAACUACAUAAUCAAGAUUACAAAAUUAUCAAGUCCAUGGCACCCUGGAUUCCAAACCUCGUUGUAAGGUCACCUGAUCAGUUUUUGUUGUUUAUCAUCAUCCUACUAUUUCCUUGUUCUUCUACUACUUGUUUUGCAAUAAGUGGAGAGGCAAAGGCCCUUGUGAAAUGGAAGGACAGCCUUGAUAUGAAUCCAACUACUCAUUCUCUUCUCCGCUCUUGGAAUCUCAAUUCUACUGAUUCAACUCCUCACCGUCUUUAUAAUAAUACCCCUUGUAACUGGGUUGGGAUCACUUGUAACGGCUUUGGACGUGUCAUCAACAUUACUCUUUACAGCAGUAAUCUGAAAGGUACGCUUCACAACUUCAACUUCUCCUCCUUUCCCAGCUUACUCGUGCUUAGUCUAUAUAACAACUCCCUUUAUGGAAGUAUCCCCAUGCACAUUGGCAACCUUUCCACACUCACCUCACUUGAUAUAGGGAUCAAUCAUCUCUCUGGAAACAUUCCUUCCCAAAUAUGCCUUUUGACAAGUUUACGCUUCCUUGCUUUGGCUAACAAUUAUUUGAAUGGCUCUAUACCACCUCAAAUAGGCAUGUUGGUCUCCCUUGAAGUGAUGUAUGUUUAUAGUAACAAUCUUUCAGGUUCAAUUCCUGUGUCCAUUGGAAACCUGAGCAAGUUAACUGAUUUGGAACUUAGUGAAAAUAAAGUAGUCGGGUCCAUCCCCAUUGAGAUUGGGCAGCUUAAAUCACUCGAUACCCUUUAUUUGGAUGCUAACCAACUCACUGGUUCAAUUCCUGCGUCCAUUGGAAACUUGAGCAUGUUAACUGAUUUGGAUUUUAGUAGGAACAAAAUAGUUGGGUCCAUCCCCAGUGAGAUUGGGCUGCUUAAAUUGCUCACUUUACUAUAUUUGUGGGGUAACCAUCUAACUGGCUCCAUACCUGUGUCCAUCGGACAGCUUACAUCUCUUGAAGAGAUCCACUUGGAUGAGAACUAUCUUAGUGGCUCAAUUCCUGCAUCCAUUGGAAACCUUACAUCCCUCGCCGAGUUCAGUUUGAUCAUGAACAACAUUACAGGAUCCCUUCCUCCUGAAAUGAAUAACCUUACAAAUCUGGAAGACCUUUUACUAGGCUAUAACGUCUUGUAUGGCUAUCUUCCAGAAAAUAUUUGUCUGGGUGGGAGACUUAAAGAGAUUGCAGUAAGUUAUAACCAUUUUACAGGUUCCAUUCCAAAAAGCAUGAGAAACUGCAGCUCCUUAGUCCGUGUUUCAAUUGGAGCGAAUGAAUUUACAGGAAAUAUGUCAGAAGACUUUGGAAUAUACCCAAACCUUGUCUUCAUGGACUUAAGCAACAAUAAGUUUUUUGGAAAACUUACUAGAAAUUGGGCACACUGUCAAAAACUAACCAUGCUGAACAUUUCUAACAACAAAGUUUCAGGCAUGCUACCUCCUGAACUUGGUAAAGCUACUCAAUUGCAGAAACUUGAUCUGUCCUCCAAUUUUCUUAUAGGGAAAAUUCCAAAGGAGUUGGGCCAAUUGAGAUUGCUUUACAUUCUGAAACUCAACAAUAAUACACUUUCUGGAAAUGUUCCUGCACAAAUUGGGAUGUUAUUUGACCUUCAACAGCUUGACCUUGCGGACAACAAAUUGAGUGGACCAUUUCCCAGACAUUUAGAGAAGUGUGCAAACCUACAAAACUUGAACUUGAGAAACAAUAGAUUGAAUGGGGUUGUUCCUUUUCAGAUUGGGAAUUUUCACUCUCUUCGAAAUGUUGAUCUAAGUCGGAAUAUGCUUAUAGGAGAGCUGCCACCAGAGCUUGGAAAUUUGUUCUUGUUAGAAACACUUAACCUCUCCCGUAACAAUUUCAUUGGCUCAAUACCAGCUUCAUUUCAGAAGCUGAUAAGUUUGACAUCCGUUGAUGUAUCCUACAAUCAAUUAGAAGGUCCUCUCCCCCACAUCAAAGCUUUCACUGAAGCUCCAAUCGAAGCCUUGGAAGAUAAUAAAGGAUUGUGUGGCAACAACAAUUGUUUGAAGCCUUGCCCCACACCUAAAAAUAAAAAUAGAAAUCAAGCUGUAACUGCAAUCAUAGUAUCUAUCUCCGGCAUUCUAUUUUUAUUGUUUAUCAUUGUGGGGAUACUUUUUAUUCGCCAAAAAAGAAUGAGGAAUAUGGAUGAACCAAGAGAAACACAAACUGAAGCUUUCUUUGCAGCAUGGAACCACGACGGGAAAAAAGUUCAUGAAGAAAUAGUUGAAGCAACAGAGAAUUUUGAUUCCAAAUUUUGCAUUGGAGUUGGAGGGAAUGGAAGUGUAUAUAAAACACUACUAUCAACUGGUCAACUUGUUGCUGUGAAAAAGUUUCAUGAGAAUGAUGGAAUAGACCAUCGACAAGCUUUCAAAAGCGAGACAAGUAUUUUGCCAAAAGUGCGCCAUCGAAAUAUCAUCAAGCUUCUUGGAUUUUGUUCACAUACAAGAUACUCAUUUUUGGUGUAUGAGUUCAUGGAACUGGGAAGUUUGGUAAAGAUAUUGAGCAACAAUGAAAAGGCAAUGGAGUUGGAAUGGUUCAAGAGAGUGAAUAUUGUCAAAGGUUUGGCAAAGGCAACUUCCUAUCUGCACCAUGAAUGUUUUCCAGCUAUAGUCCACAGAGACAUAUCUAGUAAGAAUGUUCUGUUGGAUGAUGAUUGUGAAGCUCACAUUUCUGACUUUGGUUCUGCUACAACUUUAGAUCCAGACUCAUCAAAUUGGACUCCAUUUGCAGGAACCUUAGGUUACUCAGCCCCAGAGCUUGCUUAUACAAUGGAAGUAAAUCAGAAGAUUGAUGUCUACAGCUUCGGAGUUGUGACAUUAGAAUCUAUCAUGGGAGAGCAUCCUGGAGACCUCAUAUCAUCUCUGUUACCAUCACCAUUACAUGCUAUUGAUGUUCUGCUUAAGGAUGUACUUGACCACCGUCUAUCACCUCCAACGAGGCAAAUAGCAGACCAAGUGGUCUCCAUUGCAGAAAUAGCAUUUGCGUGCGUGCGACAAAAUCCACAGUCACGACCAACUAUGAAGCAAGUAUCUCAGAAGCUCUCAUCUCGACUACAAUCAUUAUCGGUGCCUUUUCAUAUGGUUACAAUCAAGCAGUUGUUAGAUUCCCCAACAUGGACAUCCUAAAUUACUGCAGUUUCUCCUUAUUUUAGAUUGUCUACAUGUCUAUGUGCAUUUUCAUUCACUCUGUCUUUCUUUGUUCGCCACUGGGUUGUUUUUCCUUUCUUGCUUAUUAAGUUAGCCUAAGCUUGGAUAUUCCAAGACGUGGCAGUGUAACGUCUUAAUGAGUAAAGGGACUUUAUUGUAUCUGGCUUCUAGUAUUUCUCUGAUUUUGGAUAAACAA